AUGUCUUCUAACAGUAUGCCACAGAAGAAGGGCUUAAUCCCAAAAGAAGAGCUUUUGAGAAUACAACAACAGUUGGAAUUUAUGUUUGGUAAGCUGAUGACUAUGAUUGAAAAAUUAGAGACUAAGUCUGAUAAGGGACGUAGUAAAAAGGGUAGAGAAGCUAGGAAGGAGGAGAGUGUUGCUGAAAACUCUACAAAUGAAGUCGAGGAUGAUCUUAACCGUGGUAGUGGGUUCCGUGGACAUAGGGGAGAGAGUAUUAAGUUAAAAAUCUUAGCCUUUAAGGGAAAAACUGAUCCGGAAGCUUACUUAGACUGGAAAAAAAAGGUGGAGAUGAUUUUUAACAUCCAUAGGUACUCUGAAGAAAAAAAGGUUAAGUUAGUUGUAGUGGAGUUUACUAAUUAUGUCAUGGUUUGGUGGGAGAGAUUGGUGGUAGAAAGAAGAAGGAAUAGAGAAAGACCAGGUAGUAAGAGCGUGAAGGAGUAUCAGAAAGAAUUAGAGGUGGCUAUGAUUAGAGAUAAUGUUAAUGAAGAUGAGGAAGUUACUAUGUCUAGGUUUUUGAAUGGCUUGAAUAGAGAUAUAAGUAAUGUUGUUAAGUUACAAUCUUAUGUUGAAUUGGAAGAGUUAGUGCAUUUGGCCAUUAAGGUUGAAAGACAAUUGAAAAGGAAAGGUAGUACACAACCUGAAGCUUAUUCGGGGUCUUCUUCAGGUUGGAAGUUGAAUUAUAAGAGAGAGGGUAGUGCGCCAUCGAAGCCCUUAGUCACUUCUAAAGUCGUCGAACCUACCUCUAUGAAGAAGCAGGUUUCGUCCAAUGAUAAAAAACUCAAGGGACAAGUCCAACCGAAGCAUAAUCGUGAUAUAAAGUGUUUCAAGUGUCAGGGAUUGGGACACUAUGCAUCAGAGUGUGCAAAUCGUCGAGUUAUGAUUCUAAGGGAUGAUGGAAAGAUUGUGUCCACUAGUGAGGAAUCUGUUUUUGAUGACAUGCCAUCACUUGAGAAUUCUAGUGAUUUAGAGUAUGCUAUUGGUUAUAAAGUUUUGGUGAUUAGAAGGAAUUCAUUGACGUUGUCGCUUCCAUAUGUCAGCUAUGACUCAGAUUUGAAUGAUGAUUUCAAGGUCUACAGUGACUCAGUUUUUGCCGACGAUUUAUGCAUUACCAGUGACAUAGUGCUUUUUACGAUUCCAUGCGUCACCCAUGACUAUAUUUUGGGAAUCGAUGUGAGGCAUCGGUCGAGAAUUCAUUUACGUUGUCGAUUCCAUACGCCAGUUGUCACUCAGUUUUCAGUGAGGAUUUCUAGGUCUAGAGUCACGCAGUUUUCGCUGACGAUUUCUGGUUAG
This is a messenger RNA of Populus trichocarpa (black cottonwood), 1332 nucleotides long. RefSeq lists its product as uncharacterized. The transcript has 4 exons. The coding region runs from base 1 to 1332 and encodes 443 amino acids. Gene Ontology annotation, molecular function: zinc ion binding; nucleic acid binding. NCBI's taxonomy places the organism in Eukaryota, Viridiplantae, Streptophyta, Magnoliopsida, Malpighiales, Salicaceae. The record is from RefSeq and is a predicted model, not a curated record.